This is a messenger RNA of Symsagittifera roscoffensis, 1302 nucleotides long. Its product is annotated as suppressor of tumorigenicity 14 protein homolog. NCBI's taxonomy places the organism in Eukaryota, Metazoa, Xenacoelomorpha, Acoela, Convolutidae. The transcript has 5 exons. The record is from RefSeq and is a predicted model, not a curated record. Gene Ontology annotation, molecular function: protein binding. The coding region runs from base 141 to 1061 and encodes 306 amino acids.
CGCUGACCAAAUCUUAUGUGGUAAUCAUCUGCCACUAUAGUUUAAUAAUUAAUCACGCUUAAGUUGCGCAGAAACCAUGGAAAUACUUCUGAAAACAAAUUAAAAAUAAUAUCCAAAAUUUAGAAACUUACGCUUAAGAAAUGGUGAACUUUCGGAAAGAUUGCUGCACGCUAGUCUUUUUAGCCCUGUAUAUUAUUUCGACUUGUGCAGAGAAGUACAAAAGAAUUGACAUCUCUACAGCUCGAGAUCGGCUUCUAAACGUGGAUGAUGAGUACGGGGGAACAAUCUACGUCGGGGCUAAGAAGACCAAAUACCCCAAGGAUUUAAACAGCACGAUUCUGGUACAGGCGAAUAAACUGCCCACUUCGCAGCAGUACUCCGACUUCAAGUCGUACGUCGGAUUCAAAUUCGUCCGAUUCGACGUUCCCGACAAGUGGCCGUGGAGUGGAACAUGCGGCGAUUAUGUCGAAAUUUUCGAGCAGAAGCUGGAGAGCCGUGCUCUGACUGCGAGUGAAUACAACACUGGAUUGUGCUCGGAUUUGUACGUAGCCAAAACAGAUGACUACGACUACUUUACUGAAAACAGCGACGUCGCAUUGGUGCGAUUCAUCUCCGACAUUGCGGUGGAGGGUACUGGAUUCGAACUUGCUUUCACGUCGUUCUACAAAUCGACUGGAAGCUCCUGCUACAGCGAGGGCAGUGAAUUCUUUUGCAACAAUGGAAACUGCAUCGCGCAAGUUCUUAGAUGCGACAAGCUAGACAACUGUGGCGACAAUUCCGACGAGGCCAACUGCGUCUACGAUGAUGCUGCCUUGGAUUUCUUCAAGGAAGUUUUGGAACUGAUACUGGACAACUACGCUUUGGUGAUUGCAAUCUUGUCUUUCUCCUGUAUGAUUUUCAGCGUAAUUCUGGCAUUCUGUGUCAGAGUAAUAUGCCAAGAUGAAAGUAAACGUCUCCGACAGAGGAAAAAGAAGCAGAACAUAAUUGUCGGGGCUGAUGGCAAAAAGAUAAUAAACCCAAAUCUUAAAGCCCCGGUCUAUCGAAAGAAUCCCGGACUGUAGACAGCAUCUUAGACUGAAUCAUAAUAAUCCGACUGGUAACUUCACUGAUGAUUUCAUGUAAAUACGUUAUUUAAGUUGACAAAACGUUCGUAAUAUAUAUUUUGAAUUUCCUCUAUCUCGUUAUGUAAAUUUUGCGAAAAACCUCAGAAGACCAGCGCUAGAUUUUAAACUGGUUUUAACUUCAAUGAGGAAACAGUAAAUCGUGUACAGAGAUGUGUACAGAAUCCUUCAUAUUUUUUUC